GCGCUGCUAUUGCAACCUUCCGGGAUCCAUCCGGAAAUGCCAAGGAAAUUUGUCUGGUUGCUGGAACGGCAUCUGACCUGACAUCGAGUUUGGAUCAGCUGGCACCUGUGCAGAAACAACUUGUCACCAGCAUGAUGCACGAUCAUGCUGCUGACAUAGACAUGUGUCUAGUGGGCGAGAAGGGAGUGGGCAAGACGAUGAUUCUUCAAGCCUUUGCAGAGAUGUUGGGCUACCGUCGCAUGACGGUCUUCUGCUUCAAGGACCUUAUGGCGCGCGACUUGCUCCAGAGUCGUUGCACUGAUGCCAUGGGACAGACAGAAUGGAGAGAUUCUGCCAUCGUG
Molecule: messenger RNA, 341 nt
Organism: Cladocopium goreaui
Lineage: Eukaryota; Dinophyceae; Suessiales; Symbiodiniaceae
Source: the annotation of a GenBank genome assembly